Molecule: messenger RNA, 266 nt
Organism: Cylicostephanus goldi
Lineage: Eukaryota; Metazoa; Nematoda; Chromadorea; Rhabditida; Strongylidae
Source: the annotation of a GenBank genome assembly
AUGACGGAAACAAGCAACACUGAACCUGAAGAGGAUUCGGAUAGUCGACAUGCGGAUUUUCCUCGUGUACAAUCCCAUACCACCCUAGACUCGCAUCGGACUUUGUGGAUGGGCGAUCUUCAACCGCAGUGGGAUGCUCAGUUCAUCACCAGUGCCUUCAAAGAGCUCGGUCACACCCCAUCUACGGUUAAGAUGGUAGCUGACCGGCAGACGGGAGCGGUAAGUGCAGACAUUAGCCAAAUUGAUUUUGACGAGACUUUUUAAAA